Ziziphus jujuba (common jujube) is the source of this 3814-nucleotide messenger RNA. RefSeq lists its product as uncharacterized. NCBI's taxonomy places the organism in Eukaryota, Viridiplantae, Streptophyta, Magnoliopsida, Rosales, Rhamnaceae. The record is from RefSeq and is a predicted model, not a curated record. The transcript is spliced from 9 exons. Bases 169 to 3648 code for a protein of 1159 amino acids.
GAAAGGGACUUGUAGUGUAUAUAUAUCGAUUUUCCCUCCAAAACAAAUAAGUUGUCCACAAUCUCUACUUUCUACUGGUUUUUUCCCUCCAAAGCUCAACCCUAAUCCAUCUCUCUCUCUCUCUCUCUCUCUCUUAACUGGGUUAAGUUUGGCUCUAGAUGAGGAGGAAUGGGUUCUGUUGGGGGCGAUAAUGGUGGAACUAAGCCAUCGAUGAAGACAAGUUCGCUUGUUGAUCAUGGAAAUAGCGAGACCCAGUCCUUCGAUGGUCAGAUUUCAACCCCUCCAUUAUAUGAUGGAAAAGUCAAAUUUGGGGAUGCUGAUGAGUUACUACAAAGUACUGAGCCUUUUGAUAAUCCUGCUAUGGUUGACGAUGCAUUUGAGACCCAAAUACUAGAUUUUGGUGGUGAAACCCAAGUAAUUGAUUUUGGUGGCGAAACCCAGUUAAUGGAUUUUGGUGGUGAGACCCAAGUAUUCGAGGAUGUCAGUAUUGAGCAUAUGGAAACCCAGCUAUUAGAUGAGUUUGCUGAUGAAGUUUUCAUUGAUAGUGACGGCGAAGAAACAGAUGAAACUGAAGUUUUGGGUGAUAACAACGAGCUCUCUGAUGAUGAGUCUAUUAGAAGAGAUGGUGGUCAAUCAACAAAUGAGAAUAAGAUACAGGGCACUUCUCUUUGCAAACAUGGUGAGAAAGGGCUAAUGGAGCAAUCUGAUGUGUUAAGCAAUGGGCAGCACAGUUCAGGAUCUCGGAGAAUGCGGUUUGCCUCACUUGGUGUGGCCUCUCUCCGGGCCUCAGGUUUAGCAGCUCGGAAUAAGGCUCUGAAAAAUGCUAGCAACGGGUCAUGUUCUAUGCCAACUAGUUGCCAGUCUCCAAAGCAAGUUAAAGAUACUGCAGUUUCUUUAAUGGAAGUUGAGGGUAAAGUCGAUCAGGACAAGAAUUCGGGAUUCAAUGAGGUAGAGAAGAUAUUAAAGAGUGAGAACAAAUGCAGGAUUGGAAUGCCAGCAGCAAGAAAACUCUUUACUGAAGAUUUGGAUACUGAAGGCAUGGCACUUCCCGGUGAUACUAAUGGAGAAGAAAACUUGAAUCACUUGCCUGCUUAUGAUUUAGCAGAUUUAAGCUAUAUUGAGUCUCAAGAACCUGGAGAACUAUCACAAGCAAAUGCACUUGAUAUUGUGGAUAAGUUCCUCAAAGACAAUGCUAUGGAACUUGAUAAAGAGGUGGACCAUGGAAAGAGUACCAGUGGGAAUUCAAAAUGUGUCUCAAGUGUAAAAGGGCCACAAAGGCUGGCCAAGAAGGUGAAUGAUAAAACCUCCACCGGAGAAAUAGGUAUUUAUGAUUGGGAUGACAGUCGUGAGGAUGAAGGAGGAGGUGACAUUUUCUGCAGAAGAAAGGAAGAAUUCUUUGGUAGUGGAAGUCAAGGGAAGGAACCUCGAAAGCCCCAAUCAAAUGAACUAGAAAAGCAGAGGUCUCGUAAAGAAAAGUUAAAUGGAAAUAAUAAAACCAUGGGCCUAGCUUAUUCUGAUUCUAGAUUAGUCACACGCAAUUUAAAAGUCGAUGACAUAACUUUCCAUGACGCUGAAAAGGAAUUGAAGAGUAAUCUUGUUAAUGAGUUCAACAAAGAGUCUAAUAUUAACUCCUCGACAAGACACUUGGAAAAUAAUGCUAUCAAUAAAGAUGUACCACAAAUGUCAGAUGUAGGUUUUGAUACUCAGAUGGCUGCUGAAGCUAUGGAAGCUUUAUUUUGUGGUGAGGACGGUGCCAAUACCAACGCUAGUGAUACCCAUCAAGGUAUUGAAAAAAAAUCAAUCAGUUCUACAAAAGGUUCAAUUGGGAAAAAACAAAAGAAUAUAAUUUGCUCAGAACAACCCAAAUCUCUAAAAAGAGCAUGGCUUACUGAUGUAGAAGUUGCUUCAAGGAAGUCCAAGAAAACUAGGGGAAUGGGUGCUAACUUAAAGGAGUCUUUGUUUUCAUCAAAGGAACAGUUUAACAAUGUCAGGAAGCAGCAUGAGACAGAGCUGGUGGUAACAAAACCAAGGAAGGCCAAGUCAAAAGCUAAACAACAGCUUAACAGCAACAGAAGUGAAAACUCCAGUAAAAUGCCUUGUGAGAUUAUUGAGCAAAGAGAGGCAGGACCUUUGACAAGUGGCUGCAAUGCAUUUGAUAAACGAGGGGAAAUUAGUGAUUUUGCACCUGUUGCACGUCGAACUAGGUCCAAGGUUGUAUAUUUGAAAAGGCCAUCUAAUGCAACUGGUGGGUGUGGAGAGGGGAUAAACUAUGUGACAGAGGUUUUUGCAUCCGAGGAGAAGAAAAAUAGCAUGAGAGGUGUUCAGGCUUCUAAAAUAUUGAAUGUAAGAUCUUCAAAACUGGGAGAUACUCCAUCUAUAGAAGUUGGUAAUAUCAAAGCAAACCAACAUCAGCAUUUAAAUCGUAAAAUGGCAGCUCUUACUGAUAAGGUUAAUGCAUUAAGCUGUCCCAGAGGAAGAAGAUCUCUUCGAAAUCUGUCAAAUCAGGUUAAUGAGUUUGGCAACUUAGAUGGUCCAUGUGAGUCAUCUAUUCAGCCAGAAGAAGUUGAACGAUCUAUUACUAGGCAUAAUAGGUCAUGCAGGAAUAAACAAUCAUCUAGAUGUGGUUGUCCAGUUAUGUCUUCUUUGUUGGAAGGAAAAUUACCUCAACAAAGACCAGACGUGGUGGCUUCAGACGAUAAAAAAAGUGCAUGGCCAAGCGCUGGGAUGGAAGAAAAAUUGCCCACACAAUCUAAAUCAUCUUCUUCAUGUGAAACUCCACUUAAAUGUUCAAUACCUGCCAAAGAUGCCUCACCUGUUUGUAUGGGUAAUGAAUAUUUCAACCAAUCAUGUGAGAGGAGUCUGUCAAGAUCAAAACUACUAAAAGAAAUCAGUAGCUUAGGCACCACUUGGCCUGAACCUGCUACGCCAUCAAAAGAUUUACGAAGGAGGAGAGAAAUGACUGAUGUGCGAGUCUUGUACAGUCAGCACUUGGAUGAUGAUAUAAUUAAGCAGCAAAAGAAGAUUAUUGCCCGUCUAGGAGUUUCCAUAGCAUCCUCUAUUACAGAUGCAACACAUUUUAUAGCAGAUGAGUUUGUGCGUACAAGGAAUAUGUUAGAAGCUAUUGCUUCUGGUAAACCAGUGGUGACACAUUCAUGGCUUGCCAGCUGUGGCCAAGCUAACUGCUUCAUUGAUGAGAAAAACUACAUGCUACGGGAUGCCAAAAAGGAAAAGGAAUUUGGCUUUAGCAUGCCAGCUUCUUUGACACGAGCAAGUCAGCAUCCACUUUUAGAGGGUUGGAGAGUAUUGGUCACUCCAAAUACAAAGCCUGGGAAAGAAACAAUUUCGUGUCUGGUUAAGGCAGUCCAGGGCCAGGCAGUUGAGAGGAUUGGUAGAAAUGCACUGAAGGAUGGGAAAGUUCCAGAAGAUCUCUUGAUUCUAUCUUGUGAAGAAGACUUUGAAAUCUGUGUGCCUUUCCUUGAAAAAGGAGCAGCAAUUUACAGUUCCGAGCUGUUAUUGAAUGGGAUUGUUACUCAGAAACUGGAGUAUGAAAGGCAUCAGAUAUUCGUGGAUCACGUUAAGAGAACCCGUUCAACGAUAUGGAUGAAGAAAGAUGGCAAGAAAUUCGUCCCAGUGACUAAAACCAAAUGAGCUUUAUUAUUAUUAUUAUUAUUAUUUUGUCUGUAUUUUUGCGCAGUUUUGUUUGUUGUGCAGUCAUCUGUAUAUGGCAGUUGUAUAUCCUAAUUUGAUCAGUUUUUUUUUUUUUUUUUCUUCUUUUAAGAAAAAUGUCUCUUAAUAUGUCUAUAGUUCUUUUUCA